GUCAUAGAAAAAUGGCGUCUUUUCAUAGGCCUGAUUAAUUUGUUUCCCUUUCCAAAAUUAAGUUAUAAAGUAUUAUAUAAUAUAUAUAAAUUCUCAGUUCAGAUAUAGUAAUCCUUUGCUUUUUCAAAAUACUUGGAUGACAAUCCAAUUUAUGGACGUAGCUGGAUUCUUAAUUUUUUUUGCAACACUGCUUAACACAUUUCACGGCUGCUUCAGUAUUUUUGUGCCGCUAAUAUCCCAUGCAGAGGAAUCUAGUUUAAAAUGAGGAUCAGCGUGGAUGGUUUGCUGGUGUACUUCCCGUACGAGUACAUCUACCCGGAGCAGUAUGCGUACAUGUUGGAGCUGAAGCGGACUUUCGAUGCCAAAGGCCACUGUCUGCUGGAGAUGCCUUCGGGGACCGGUAAGACCACUACGCUGCUAUCGCUAAUCGUGGCCUACAUCAUGGAAUAUCCACAUAUCGUGCGAAAGUUGAUUUACUGCUCGCGUACCGUGCCGGAGAUUGAGAAGGUCAUCGCCGAGUUGAAACACCUGAUGAACUAUUACGAAAAGCAAACGGGAGAGAUGCCCAACAUUACGGGGUUGGUGUUAAGUUCACGGAAAAACAUGUGUAUCCAUUCGGAGGUCAGCCGCGAGCGGGACGGUAAGAUCGUCGACGCCAAAUGCUACGGCCUGACGGCUAGCUAUGUGCGGGACAGGGCCGCCUCGGACGACUCGGUGAGUGUGUGCCAGUACUUUGAGGGCUUCCAGGCGGAAGGGAAGGAGACGACUUUACCCCCGGGUAUUUAUUCAAUCGAUGACCUCAAGGAUUUUGGUCGGCAGCGCAACUGGUGUCCGUAUUUUAUGUCUCGCUUCGCGAUCAAUCAAGCUCAGGUAGUUGUCUACAGUUAUCAUUACCUGUUGGAUCCCAAGAUUGCUGAAGUUGUUUCGAAGGAGCUUGCGAGAGAAUCGGUCGUGGUGUGUGAUGAAGCUCAUAAUAUCGACAACGUAUGCGUAGAUUCUAUGAGUGUAAAAAUAAAUCGACGUUUGAUCGAGAAAAGUACCACAGGUGUUCACACGUUGGAGAAAUACGUUGCAGAAAUAAAGGAUGAUGAUCGGCAUCGGCUGAAUGAGGAAUAUCUACGCUUAGUUCAAGGUUUAAAAGAUGCUUCGUAUGCACGGGAAACGGAUAUGGUGUUAGCUAAUCCGGUCUUACCAUCGGAGAUACUGAAAGAGGUAGUGCCGGGAAAUAUCCGAAAUGCGGAUCAUUUUCUGAGCUUUCUGAAGCGUUUCAUUGAAUACAUCAAAUCUCGGCUCCGAGUGCAACAUGUCGUGCAGGAGAGUCCCGCUGGCUUUCUAAAAGAUAUCCAGCAGAAGGUUUGCAUCGAACGAAAACCACUGCGCUUUUGCGCCGAACGUCUUUCGUCGUUGCUGCGAACACUCGAAAUCACCGAUCUGACCGAAUUCGGAGCGCUGACCGUUAUAACGUCGUUCGCAACACUGGUGUCGUCUUACACGAAGGGUUUUACGAUUAUCAUCGAACCGUUCGACGACAAAACGCCAACGGUUUCGAAUCCCAUUCUGCAUUUAAGCUGUAUGGACUCAUCGAUUGCGAUGAAACCGAUUUUCCAACGUUUUCAGAGUGUGGUUAUUACAUCCGGUACACUUUCACCAAUGGAUAUGUAUCCGAAAAUUUUGGAUUUUGAACCGGUGGUUAUGAGUUCCUUUACGAUGACACUGGCCAGACCGUGUUUACUACCGAUGAUCGUGUCGCGUGGCAAUGAUCAGGUGGCCAUUUCAUCAAAAUUCGAAACACGCGAAGAUACAGCCGUCACCCGCAACUAUGGGCAGUUGUUGGUGGAGACAGCUAAAACCGUUCCGGAUGGCAUCGUGUGCUUUUUCACGUCCUAUCUCUAUCUGGAGUCGGUGGUUGCUUCCUGGUACGAUCAGGGUAUUAUCGACACUCUGCUGCGGUACAAGUUACUCUUUAUAGAGACGCAAGACAGCGCAGAAACGUCGUACGCACUGAUGAACUACGUUAAGGCAUGCGAAUGUGGUCGAGGUGCGGUGCUGCUCGCGGUAGCGCGCGGGCGCGUUUCCGAGGGUGUAGAUUUUGAUCAUCACCUGGGUAGAGCAGUGUUGAUGUUCGGUAUUCCGUACGUUUACACCCAGUCCCGGAUACUGAAGGCACGAUUAGACUACUUGCGUGAUCAGUUCCAGAUAAGGGAGAACGAUUUCCUCACCUUCGAUGCGCUACGGCAUGCGGCCCAGUGUGUUGGCCGUGCCAUCCGUGGUAAAACCGAUUACGGUAUUAUGAUUUUCGCGGACAAACGUUUCUCCCGACAGGACAAGCGAGGUAAAUUGCCCAAAUGGAUCCAGGAGCAUCUAACGGAUAACUACUGUAAUCUGAGCACCGAGGAAGCAAUGCAGUUGGCAAAGCGGUGGCUCCGUCAAAUGGCACAACCCUUCACCCGGGAAGACCAGUUGGGUGUUUCACUGCUUACGCUGGAGCAGCUGCAGUCUACCGAGAAGGAAAAACUGGAAAAACAGGCUCAGGGCAAGAAGUAAUUCACAAUCGCAUUAAGAAUUAAAUAAACUUUGACUUUCUGUCCAGUUUACAA
Wyeomyia smithii (pitcher-plant mosquito) is the source of this 2597-nucleotide messenger RNA. It is a transcript of the gene Xpd, whose product is annotated as general transcription and DNA repair factor IIH helicase subunit XPD. The coding region runs from base 262 to 2544 and encodes 760 amino acids. The record is from RefSeq and is a predicted model, not a curated record. Gene Ontology annotation, cellular component: nucleus. Gene Ontology annotation, biological process: nucleotide-excision repair; positive regulation of mitotic recombination; transcription by RNA polymerase II. The transcript has 8 exons. Gene Ontology annotation, molecular function: hydrolase activity, acting on acid anhydrides, in phosphorus-containing anhydrides; DNA helicase activity; ATP binding. NCBI's taxonomy places the organism in Eukaryota, Metazoa, Arthropoda, Insecta, Diptera, Culicidae.